AUGAAGAAGUGCGAAGAAAAUAUCAAGUUCAUAAUUCCGAAACCGAUAACGCCCAUUAUCAAACCACCGAGAUAUCAUUCCAUUUUCACGGAAUCGGUGAAGAGACGGUUCAACUCAAUUAAAGACUGCCACCGGACAAUGGGUUAUGCUAAAGUUCAUCUCGACCCACCGUCGCAAUUUUUAAAAAAGAACACCAGAAAAGUGAUUAGACCGAGUGUCGGUAAGAUAAUAAUAUAUAUUUUGUAAUCGGUACCUAUCUCCUAUAUGCUAUUAUAUAUGAAAUAAGAUUAUUUUUUAUCAUGAACUGACAGUAUUGGCCUGGCCAUGACCACCAGGCCCCAAGAAAUAGUAUCGUCAUUUAACUAUACUGAUUGUUUUAGAUUCUGAGUAGAGCGAAGAAACUUAUGGUUUUACAAAGAUGUUUUUAUUUUUUUUUCUGUGAAUAACUUUUCUACCAAAGAACUUACUCCAAUUUUUACAUAUAGUACCCUUUCUGAAAGUAAAUCAGUAUGGAGAGGUACUUAAAAAGAUCUAUUAAAAGAUCAUUUUUCGAUUUUCUCUGGUGCUUUCUCAUCAAAUGCGAAAAACCGAAAAAAAAUUAAGGAAAACAGGAAAAUGUAUUCAGAUAAUAAAUAUAUUAAUUAUAUUAAUUAUUAAUUAAUAUUUAAAUUAGAGAAGAAAAACGUUGAACUAUUUAAAUAAAUAUAAAAGAAAUUAAACACGAGUAUUUAGUUAGCUAUUCAACUAUUCAAGAGAAAUAUUCGAAAGGGUUUGGUAGUGUGUACUUGUGUACGGGGUUCUCGGCAGAUUAAUCGUCUCGGAAUUUCUCGAGCGGUCAAAACUAUAAAAAAAAACGUUAUAUUUUUAUUGUUAGGUUAGAAGGCAUUUCGUAGAUCAUCCAUUAAUAAUAGUGUUAUAUUGAUUUGAAUUUUUGUAUAAAAAUUAAAAAGGGCAUUUAUUGUGGGAAUGUGAUGACUGCGAUACUAUCAAGGAACUUACAGAUAUCAUAUACAUCAACGGAGUUCCGUUAUGUUUAUUAAAUGAUUAAACGUUUAUUUUUUUUAAUAAAAUAUACCAAGUAUUCAGCCACAUUUGAAUCUUUUAGUCACAUUGUUAUAAAUAUAAAUAGUUCUAUUCAAAUUGUUUGAGCAUUACUUUACAAAUCCAUCUUCCACGUCUGGCUAUUCUUAACCCCUCUCUGUCAUAAAAGAAACUGUUAUAACACCAUUAUGUAAUAGGUAGUUUAUUGUAUGCUAUUUUAAAGUCUUAUUGUAAAUUGGAAUCAGUCUGUUUUGUUACUAAAUAAAUAGAUUACUGAUUUAUUUCGAAAGAAUAUUUAUGUUUGAAAUUAAGUAUGAACAGGAACACAAGUAAACAAUUUAAAGACUCGUAGAACUAUCUGAAUUAUACUUGGGACCAUUUUCCCCUUAAUUUUGACAUCAAACAAAAACAUAUAAUGACGCAUGAGUUAUGCGUAAAUAUGUAAUUUUAAUGAUUUCCAGAAAAAGUCAAAUGUGACAAAAGUUUACCAAGAAUUCCGAAGCAGGCACCUCCAAGUGAACCGAAACCGAAAAAAAAUAUUAUUGCCCAGAAUAUUAUUGACAUUUCGAGGGUAGCGCCGUCUUUAUCCAAGAAACAGAUCCAAGACACAAGAGACGGUCACGUUAUCGUUGUGAUACCAAAUUAUGUGGGCAGUAAGGUAUGUGAUUAAAACAAAUUUCUGGACCACAUAGAUAAUUGCGGAUCUUAUAUUGGCUUAACAUAAAAAUAUUCGUAAUGGGUAUGGUUAAUGAAAACAUACAUUAACAUUUAUAUAUAUAUUCUCUUAAUUAGCAAUUCUAUAGAGAAAUUGCAAAAUUGUGGAAAAUUAGUCGUUUUGCAAAAAGACUAAUUUUCUAUAUGACCUACGACAAUAGUUUUUUAACCUCACGAAAUCAGAAAUUAAUUUCUUUAGACACUAUAAUUAAAUAAUACUUAUAAGACAUUUUCUUAUAAUAUCCAAUAAUAACGUAAUAAUAAAUUUUACAUAGGUACCAAUAAAUUAUUAAAAAUAAUAUUAUGUUUACUGUGAAAAUUAGUGAAAUGUGUUUAGUUUUUUUAAUGGUUUGUUCUUUUGUUUUUAUGUGUGUUUAAGAAUUACGGAAAAACUCCUAAUUAUAUCAUUAAAAUUCACAAAGAAAAAGAGUUGGCCCGGAAAAAGGAAGAAGAAAGAAUACGACAGAUAAAGCCACCAUUGAGGCUUGUACCGAAAGAAGAACGCGAGGCAUUGAUAAAUGUGAGCUCGCCGCCCGGUUUCGGGUUUUAACGUGAAGUGUUUCUUUUUGAAAACACCGUUUAUGUAUUUUAUUUAACUGUUUUAGGGACUGAAGACCAACUGGGGAGAAUUGCACAAGGAGUUUUUGUUACUUCCGGUGUACACUGAUACGAUACAAAAAAUAAAAAGAAAGAAUAAUUUGGAUAAAGAGUUGAGGUCCUUAGAAAAGGAUAUUGAAAUGCUAGAGCGAAAUGUACCUUUAUAUGUCGAAAACUAA
Messenger RNA from Cinara cedri, 2531 nucleotides. NCBI's taxonomy places the organism in Eukaryota, Metazoa, Arthropoda, Insecta, Hemiptera, Aphididae. The record is from the annotation of a GenBank genome assembly.